AACGACAUGACCGACGAAAACAAACCAGAGGCAUCACCAACCUCCCCUGCCAUCAGACCAUCCCCCCCUCCUGUGCCAGGAUAUCCCGGUCGUCCUGGUUGGACGCCCACACAAUCUCAACCAUUCCCUCUUAUCGAUGCCGACCCGCAUUUCAGUCGCGUUGUCCGGUUUUUGCGGCCCUCAGACCUCAUGUGGGCAGGUGUGUUCACCGCUUCGGCUCCCGUGAUUAUUUGGCACUCGGAAUGGGUCGACACGCCUGCGGGAAGGAUGAAGCCAUUGCGGGCGUUACGAGGUCCAUUAGUCCUCGCAACAAUCUGUGGAGCGACUGCUGGGUUUUUUUACGCAUACAUGGCCUCAUCAAAGCGUUUCUGGGGAUGGACUGAGAACAUGAGGGAAGUACAGAAGGAUUGGACAGAAAUGACCCAACGUGUCAAGGAGGGAAAGUCGCUGUACGGCUACACAGACAUGAGCGACUUCAUGCAGGGCGUUUCUGCACGUAAUUCAAGGUACUCUCAGCUUAAACUCGCGGUUCUACCUUGGUUCAACUUCUCAAACCACAAAUAUCAUGGGGUGGACCCGGCCAUGUACGGAGAGGGCGCGCGGGCUGUCGACCAACCGAAAGAGACUACGUUGUGAGCACUGUAAAAUCGUAUUUCAACCAAAAUGCAAUAUUUCUUUCCUCUUCC
Molecule: messenger RNA, 686 nt
Organism: Dacryopinax primogenitus
Lineage: Eukaryota; Fungi; Basidiomycota; Dacrymycetes; Dacrymycetales; Dacrymycetaceae
Exons: 5
Coding region: 7-636 (209 amino acids)
Source: RefSeq, a predicted model, not a curated record